This is a messenger RNA of Diorhabda sublineata, 10999 nucleotides long. Its product is annotated as menin. Gene Ontology annotation, cellular component: histone methyltransferase complex; nucleus; chromatin. Lineage: Eukaryota; Metazoa; Arthropoda; Insecta; Coleoptera; Chrysomelidae. The transcript has 5 exons. Gene Ontology annotation, biological process: negative regulation of cell cycle; negative regulation of cell population proliferation; regulation of transcription by RNA polymerase II. The record is from RefSeq and is a predicted model, not a curated record. Bases 86 to 1921 code for a protein of 611 amino acids. Gene Ontology annotation, molecular function: transcription cis-regulatory region binding; chromatin binding; Y-form DNA binding.
AAAUACGACGUUGACGUGUUGACAGUUACGCAAACGUCUAUUAUACAUUUAAUGUCAAAAAAAACAAAGAAAUGUAAAUUACGACAUGGCUGGUUUUCGAGAUAUAGACAAAGCUUUAUUUCCAAUAAAAAGUAUUAACACGGUGGUACAACUAUUUAAAAAUCAAUUAGAAAGUCCGUCAGAGCCUGAUCUGGCGUUACUUUCAAUUGUAGCGGGCGUAAUCGAAAAUUGUUUAACAAGCCGGUCUAAUACCGCGCUUCAAAUAUCCGAACCAGUAGAACAAAAUAAUUUACCGAUUUUAGAAUUGAAAACAGUUGAAAUUUUAUACAACAAAUUUCGAAGUAUCAUGUUUAAUGCUGUAGAACAAAAUAAAUCAAAAUCGUUUGCUACCAGAGAUCUCGUCAAGAAAGUAUCAGAUGUUAUCUGGAAUUCGUUAACGAGGAGUUACUAUAAAGACAGAGCACAUUUACAAAGUUUGUACAGCUAUUUAAGCGGUAGUAAAUUGGAUUGUUUCGGGGUAGCUUUCGCCGUUGUAGCCGGUUGUCAAUGUUUGGGUUAUAAUGACGUACAUUUAGCGCUUUCCGAGGAUCACGCUUGGGUUGUUUUCGGUGAAAAUGGUACCGAAACGGCAGAAGUAACAUGGCACGGUAAAGGAAACGAGGAUAAAAGGGGACAGGAAAUCGGCAAAGGUGUAUCUGCGAGAUCUUGGUUAUAUGUAAAUAACAAACCGGUUAUUUGUACUAGACAUAUGGAAGUUGCAGCUUUGGUUUCAGCUAUAGAUCCAUCUUUGAAUUCAACACAUGAUGCUUAUGAAGUUGCUCUACUUCAGCAAGAACUAUUGUGGUUACUAUAUGGUCUUGGACAUUUAAAAAAAUAUCCAAUGGCUAUUGGAAAUUUGGGUGAUUUGGAAGAAAUUUCUGCUACUGAAGGUAAAGUACCAUGUAAAUCUUUAUUUGAAGAAGCUAUUUAUUCUGCAAGGACGUAUUAUAACAAUCAACAUGUGUAUCCUUACACAUAUCAAGGAGGCUACUUCUAUCGUAACAAAAUGUACGAGGAAGCAUUCGAAAGUUGGGCAAAUGCUAGUGACGUUAUAAGAUUAUAUAACUAUUCGAGGGAUGAUGAGGAGAUUUAUAAAGAAUUUCUUGAGAUCGCGAAUGAAUUAAUACCUCAAAUUAUGAAAACCGAAAGUUCCGGUUUUAGUGCUAACACAAUUUUGAAAAAGUCAAAAUGCUUCGCCGAUUUGCUUCGAUUUUACGAUGGAAUUUGUCAGUGGGAAGAGGGAAGUGCUACCCCAGUGUUACAUAUAGGAUGGGCCAAACCUUUGGUCCUUACAAUAUCAAAAUUCGACGCUGAUGUUAGGGCUCAGGUGAAUAUUGUCUGUGAUAAGUCUGAAGAAGACAAAUUAUUAAAAAAAAAUGGUUCAUAUUUUAAUAACAAUAAUAAUAAUAAUUAUGAGAAGGAGAACGGAUCUGCUAAUACCGAUCUAGUUGUAAAUAGUACAAAACAAACUGGAGAAAAGGAUAAAUCGCCUUUUCAUCCUAGUAUAGAAGCAUUAACAGCUGCAUGUUCAGAAAAAAUAUUAAAUCCUGAGUAUCUGUUACAAGGUGACGGUUCACCAUUUGUAGGUGGUGAUUACCCUGAUGUCUCACCCUCAAAUUCCCCGCAAGAAUCCACAGAAAAACUCAAUGGAGGACCUAGUACUUCGAAAGAAGUACCAAUAGAUGAACAUUCACAGGAUGUAAGACCUACGGUGGUCCUUCACAGUCAAAAAAUGAAGCAGCUGAAAGAUUUGUUGUUGGCUGAAAAACUAAAUACGCAAGCCAUAUCUCUUCACCUGACGGCACAAUCACAGGUGCAGGUGGGUAAGAAAGGUAGAGGAGAAGGUGAUCAUGUCAGGCCUAAGCGAGCACGUAGGGAAUAAAUUGUAAGGAAAAGGGUGAGAGCAACAAGGUACUUAAUAUAUUGUAAAAGUGAAUUUUUUUUGUUAAUUUAUUUUUUUACGCGAAAAAUGUCUUUUUUUUGUUAUUGUUUGUUGAAUGGUAGAUAUCGAGGGAUUCACUUACUUGUGACCAUGAAGUUGAUGUAAUGUGGAAAACUUUUUUAUUAUCAAGUUUAGGGAAAAAUUAUUCUUAAUAAAACGUUCUGCUUGCUUUAAAAUAUAAAACACAAUAGGUAGAUAUCAAAUUUUUUCAGUCGCAUACGAGGUAUGUUAAAAAAUAUGAAAUUUACUUUAUAUCUGUCCCCAAAUUUUGAAACAAUGUCUAUCUUUUUUAUUAUUAAUUUUAAGAAAAAAAGUUAUUCUUGAUAAAACGUUCUGCUUGCUUUAAAAUAUAAAACACAAUAGGUAGAUAUCAAAUUUUUUCAGUCGCAUACGAGGUAUGUUAAAAAAUAUGAAAUUUACUUUAUAUCUGUCCCCAAAUUUUGAAACAAUGUCUAUCUUUUUUAUUAUUAAUUUUAAGAAAAAAAGUUAUUCUUGAUAAAACGUUCUGAUUGCUUUAAAAUAUAAAACACAAUAGGUAGAUAUCAAAUUUUUUCAGUCGCAUACGAGGUAUGUUAAAAAAUAUGAAAUUUACUUUAUAUCUGUCCCCAAAUUUUGAAACAAUGUCUACCUUUUUUAUUAUUAAUUUUAAGAAAAAAAGUUAUUCUUGAUAAAACGUUCUGAUUGCUUUAAAAUAUAAAACACAAUAGGUAAAUAUCAAAUUUUUUCAGUCGCAUACGAGGUAUGUUAAAAAAUAUGAAAUUUACUUUAUAUCUGUCCCCAAAUUUUGAAACAAUGUCUACCUUUUUUAUUAUUAAUUUUAAGAAAAAAAGUUAUUCUUGAUAAAACGUUCUGAUUGCUUUAAAAUAUAAAACACAAUAGGUAAAUAUCAAAUUUUUUCAGUCGUAUACGAGGUAUGUCAAAAAACAUGAAAUUUACUUAGAAAUAAAAUACUUUUAUUAUUUGUUAAAAUAUUCGAAAUUUUUAUUAAAAAGAGUUAAUUGAAACUUAAAUUUACGUUAAAUAGAUCGAUUUACUUUGAGAAUUUUAGUCAUUUUUUGAUAACUGUCUAAUUUUGAACGAAAAUGUGUCAUUAUAGUAAAAAAAUUAUUUUCUCAAUUUAAAAACAUAUUUUGCGGUGAAUUUUAGUACUGAUCAUUGUUUUUUUCAACAAAAUUUCAUAUUAAAAAUAUAAAAUUCAUAUUUUUUUCAAAAAUCUCAGAAUUAAUUAAAAAUAAUUUAAAAUCUGAUGAUCAGUUUUAAGAUUUUAUCAUACAAAACGUUUUAUCAAAAUUAAUUUUUGUUUUCACAACAUUAAUAAAAAGUUUUUCACGUGUUAUCAACUCAAGGGGGCAUAUUAUAUAUUUUUAUUUAUUUAAUUAUGGAAUAUAUUUUACAAAAUACCCCCUCCCUUACUUUUUUAUUAUUAAUUUUAGGAAAAAAAAUUAUUCUUUAUAAAACGUUCUAAAUAUUCUAAAAAUUAAAAUACAAUAAUCAGAAAAGAAAUUUUUCAAAUCGUAUACGAGGUAUGUCAAAAAAUAUGAACAUCAAAUCGAAAAGUAUGUUUUUAUUCAUUAAAAUCAAAAAAUUCUUUUUAAUAAAUUGAUUAGAACUAAAAAACUACACUAAAUUAAGUAUUCACAUAAUUUUUUUUAUAAAAAAUUUUGUUAUUAAUAAUAUUACGAAAUUACUAAUAUUUUUUGACAUAACUUAUAUACUAUUAAAAAAAUUGCAAAUCUGAUGAUUGUAUUUUAUAUUUUAGAUCACGUAUAACGUUUUAUAAAGAAUCAAUUUUUUUGUUAAAAUUAAUACUAACAAAAUUAUCCACUUGAUUCCAAUUCAACGAGACGUACUGUACAUUUUUAUUUAUUUAAUUACAAAAGAGAUGCUGGUUUUCUCUUUAAUAAAUUUGUACAUCUAAUAAUUGAAUUUUCAACUAUUUAUAUAACUUUAUUUCCCAUAUUUGACUAUAGAAAACGUUUCGACUGUUCGGAUUAUCAUCUUCAGUAUUACGAUUGAUAUUAUUGACCAAUUUGUACUAUAUUUGUAUAUAUAGUAUUAUUAUUGGUAAUUCCUCGGUAUCUAUGAUUCGUUGUUUGAACAUCUAAUUAAAAAAAAACUUGUAGAAUAGACAACUAUUUUUUGACAUAUUAAAAUUGUUGAUUUAUAUUAUGUAUUUAAUAACAAAAAAAUCAACAGUUUUUCUUAUAUAUUGGUACAAAGAAAAACAUAAUGCAGGGCAUUAGAAUAAAAAAAAUCAAAAAGGAUAUUUUACCUACAGUUAUAUACAAGGUGUUUAUCGAAAGACGUUCUUUAUCGAAUGGACAUCCUGUACAUCACAAUAAUAUAGAAGUUAGCUCUAUAUAUAUAAAUAGGUGAAAUUUUUCAUCAAAUAUUUGAUGUGAUCGCACUUUUUUAUUAAAAUAAUUAUUUUUUAACUUGCCAUUUUUAGCUGAUAACCUCAAUUUCAUAUUUUUUUUUUUUUUGAUAAUAGCGAACAGUAUUAUUAUGAUUUUUAAGAACUGAUUAACUCUCGUUAUUUAAUUUAAGUUUAAACUAUAGUUGCGUAAACCCAUUGAACGGAUGGUAAGAGUGCAACGGGUAAAGUGCCAUCAAAGUUGGUAUCCCUUUUCCAUAUAUGUUUCCAUUAAUUCCUAUCCCGUAUCUUAUAUUUUAUUCCUUUCCAUUUAAUCCUUCCCUUUUCGUAAGUUUAUUCUCCAUAUAUCUUCGGUAUUAAUCGUUCUCCUUCUACACUGAUACAAAUUGACAUAUAUACAUAUUGACAUUUGACAAUUACAAGAUUAUUUGCAAUACCAACACAUAUUGACAUAUACACACACACUGACAUUUGACAAAUGUACACUAUUACACAUUUUGACAAAUGCGCGUUGAUUUUCAAUCCUGGCUUGUAUUGACAUAUAUUUAUGUAGACAUAUGACAAGUUGACAUUUAUAUGUAACAUUGGUACAUAUUGACAUAUAUACAUAGUGACAUUUGACAUUGUACAUUUAUAUAAAACUUUGGUAUAUAUUGACACAUAUACACACAUAGAUAUUUGACAGUUGUACAUUUAUUGAUACCAUUUAUUCAAAUUUAUUUUUUUUAUAUUUUUCAAAUAUGAUGAAUGUACCCACACUUUAUACAGUUUAUGUACUAUCUAUAUACGGGAUGUCGUCGAAAAUGAUAUUCAAUUCUCAUUACGAUGACUGCAACGUUGUGGUUACAAUUUUAUUUUAUAUGAUAUAGGUUAGGUUAUACCAGUGAUUUUAUCAUCUAACCGUUGCACAUCUUACCAAUAAAUCUAACAAUAAUUAUUUAUAUAUAUAUUGAAAUAAUACUGUUGUAACUUAUUUUUUCGCAAUAAUAUUAAGUGUCACUUUCAUUUUGUGAUGGUCGGUCGUUUAUAAUUGAUCGAUAUUUGUAUUUUCGAUUUGCAAUUUAAAUUUUAUGAGUUUUUAAUUAUGUCACGUGCGUAUAACUUGAAGUUGGCUAAGAAAAACGUCAAGCAUAGUACACUUAUGAUUUUUUGAUAUCAAUCGAAUGUCAGCUAUGGAACGUUUUAUAAUUCUUUUAUGUCAGCCAUGGAACUGUCAAUCAUUAUCCGUCUUGGAACAUUUAAUUGUCGGUUAUGGAGCAUUUUUAAUUAUUUGCUGUCAAUCUAUGUCAGUCAUAGAACUUUUUAUAUUUUUUUUCUGUCAGUGUCAGUUAUGGCAACAUUUUAUAACUUUCAGCUGUCAAUCAUGAAACGCUUUAUACAAACUAAUUUGUGGAAUUAUUUGAUUCGAAAUUAACCUUAUAACAUGAGAUUAAGUAAAUUUUGACAGUUUUCUUCAUUUUAUAACUAAUAAUUAUAAAAAAAAAUUGAUUAUAGUUAAUUUCAAUUUAACUAAUGUGAUAGUAACAUCAUUUUAUAAACGACUGAUUCCGUUUUGACUAGCACUUUAUAUACAUACAUAUACACUUUGUGCUUGUAGCAAUUUUUUUAUGCACCUCGUUCGUUAGAAGGAUGACGUUUCUUCACUUAUUUUAUUAUUAUUAUUUUUUUAGUCGUUAAGUGGUAAUUGUUAUACAUUCCGUAUGUGAUUAGAUCACGUAGUAGUGUAUGUUUAGGUUGUUGAAUGCAUAUAAAUCUUUUAUUGUAUCUUGAGACUUUACAAGAAACUACAAGCAGAAAAUGCGGUGAAAGUAUCCAAACUAAAUAGUGUUAAAUCGACUGGAAGUUGAUUUAGUUCAUUCGAACUAAUUGGAAAUUAAAUCCUUGACUCGAUUGGAUGCUAUUAAUUUGGUUCAUUCGGACUAAUUCAAAAUUUCAAGAGGUAUUUGGACGUAGACGGUUCGGUUCAUUUGAACUACUUGAAUAUUUUGAGUUAAUUUGAUACAAACAAUUUGGUUCAUAUGAACUACUUGAUGAUACAUUUUGAAAGUCAAUUCGAUGUAGCGCGAUUGGUUCAUUUGAACUACUUGAAAAUCCAUUUUUAAAGUCAGUUUAUUCGGACGGUUCAUUUGAACUAAACGAGGACCGAUUUUUUUGAGUAAGUUGUAUAGGAAUAUGUCGGUUCAUUUGAACUACGUGACGAUACAUUUUAAAAGUCAGUUUGAUGCAGACUGUUUUAGUUUAUUUGAAAUACUUGAAUAUUCUGAGUUAGUUUGAUGCAGACGGUUUGGUUCAUUUGAACUAAUUGGAGAUCGAGAUCAAGAAUCAGUUUGAUGCAGACGGUGUAGUUCAUUUGAAUUAUUUGCAGAUCGAUUUCGAGAGUUAGAUGCAAUUAAUUUUGUUCAUUAGAACCAAUUAAAUAUCGGUCUAAUGAUUCAGUUGUAUAAGGAUAGUUGUGGGUUCAUUUGAACUACUCAAAGAGUGUCUUGAACCAGUUACAUGGUUCAUAUGAACUAAUCGAAGUUUCUUUCUAGUAAUUUUUACCAUGCUGUAUAAUAAUCAACUUUAUUCACGUUGUUUUCGUUCAUUUCUUUCUAAGUAUUUGUAAUAUCGUCAAAUUACAGAUCCGGCAUAGCCCGAAACGUUCCAAAUAAUCAAUUUUCUUUUAUGAUAAAUAUUAUAGAGACUUGGAGUUUCUUGUAACGUCCAUUAGCGAAGUUGAUCUGAAAUAUGUCGAUCUUUGCAUAGUUUUUUCGUGCUAUUUAUUAUUAUAUGUUAAUUGGAUCUCGUUAGCCGUUUAAUUUCCACUUUGACAACCGAUAAAUUGAUAUAUUUUCACGUUUUCCAUGGAAGAAAUUAUUCCGCAAUAAAUUUUUAGUCGAAUACAACAAUAGUUUCCUCGUAUAUAUAUAUAUAAUUUUUUUAUAACGAGAUAAAUUAACAUAAAUUGCCGUUACCUCAUAAAUAAGAGUCGUAUUUUAUGCUGAUUGAAUAUGUAAUAUAUAAAAAAUAUCGAUGGUUUUUCUCACAAUGAUAAAAUAUCGACCGGUUUCGAUUUUAUUGGGACUCUUCAGCACAGGGUAACGAAAUUUUCACAAUUUAGUCGUUUUUUCUUUUAUAUACGAGCUAAAAUUGAUGUAUCUGAUCGAUUACUAUAUUAUGUUUCGAAGAAAAUUAAAUUUUUCAAUCAGAAAAAUGUCGUCUCUGAAGUUUCUGAACGAUUUUUAUGAUUCGCAGUAACAAUUUUCGUUUUUCUCUGUUUAAUAACCUCGUUCGGUGAAAAUAUCAGUCCUGUGAGACAAAUUUUUAGGUUAGGAUACAGUAAAAAGUCACUAUGAACCGGAUCUGAUUUAUAUGGUGUGUGGUUAAUCAAUUUUUAUAGUUUCAGCUCUCAAUUUGAUUUAACCUACUUCGUUACUUUACAAUAAUAAAAUAUCGACCGGUUUUGAUCUUAUUGGGACUGUUGAGCACAGGGGAACGAAAUUUUUACAAUUAAGUCGUUUUUUCUUGGCGAAUUUUUCCAAUAUUUAAGUAAAUGUCAAAUAACAAUAGACUCUUUUUCCAGUCUUAAUAUCGAGUUUGGAAACUUUUAAGACAAUCCUCGUAUAUAUCAUGGAAUAAUAAUUUUUUUUAUUAAAUUCAAUCAGCAUUUCUAAUCAAAAAUACCUAAUUUUUUCGCUUAUUUACAAUUUACUGUGGGUUGAAGUGUAAAUAUUAGUAAUAUACUGCUCUACAUAAAAUAUAGGGUAACCAAGUCUGAAAAAACAAGUUUCGGUUAAUCGUUGUGUUAUUUUGGACUUGAAUUGACGUAAUACAUUCAAAAUCAUAAAUAAAACUAUAAAAAUAAAUGUUAAAAUAACGAUUUAGUGAAUAUGUUUCAAAUAUCCGAUUUUAUUUUUGUAUUUUGGAGACUAGACAAUAUUGUAAUUGUUAGUUAUGACCGAUCGUAAAAUUUUCGUUUUAGACGGAACAGAAUGGUGUAAAAUUCAAAUGGAAUUUUUUAUAUUUGAAACAGUUUUUCAAUUAACGAUGGCUCUUGAUAAUAUAAACAUUUUGAUCGAGUACACAGUCAGCUUUUGCGAAAGGGAAAACCAAGGAUCGUUGUUAAUUGAAGUACCUGUAUAUUUGAUCCAUUUUACCGUAUUUGUACUGUAUUUUGACUUAUUAGGACGUUUUAACAACUCUUAGUUUGAAUUCAGUCCCCUUGGUGAGCAGAAUAGUGGGCGCCCUUAUGAUAGGCCAGCCGUACCCCGUUUAACAUUAUUAAAGGCUGAUGUCCUUUAGAAACCCAGUCUAAAAUACCUUAAUUAGUUGUUUUAAUCAGUACUUUUUCUUCAUUAUUCAUCAUUUGGGUACAAUUUUUCCACUUUGACAAAGAAUCUUAAACGUCUGCCAGUUGUAACUCUUCAAACGACUCUAAAAAUACUAUAUUCAGUACUUCAUCUACAGUAUUUGUGAUUUCGAUUCAGUUUUUCCACUUCUAUGAAGAAUCCAUUGUUCAUAUCAUCAUCAUUUGACUAUAUUACUAUAAUCAGUAAUCAUCCAUAAAAAACUUUCAAGGGAUUUCGUAUUUUUGCAACCAACUCAUCUAUAAAUUCCCUAGGUGUUUUAAUGUCCUUAUUCAAGUCAAAAUAUAACGUUACAACAACUAUUCAUGUACAAAUCUUUUAUUUAUUAAAUUUUAAAAAUAAUUUAAUCGUUCUGUUAGGUAUGGUGGAAAAGGAACAAUUCUCCAAUUGAAUAGAUUUUUUUUUAGUGUAAGUAAUUGUAAUAUUUAUAAAACAACGUGAUUAUCAAGUUUUGAAUUUACCUUGCGAAAAGAUCUUUUAAAUUAUGAAAAUUGAAGUACUUGAUCGUAUUUUGAAAUUUUAAAGUUUAAGGCUUCGUAUCCAACUCGCUCUUCAUGAAAAACAACUUAGGGAAUGUAGUUUGAAACAAUUUUAUUUUCACACAUCUCGAUUAUUAUUUCCAUAUAUUCUUAUUAUAUUAAUAACCCUUUUUUGUAAUUUCCUUUGCAUCAAUAAUUUUACGACCAUUUUGUUUAUCCCUAACUAAGAACACAAAACGCAAAAAUAUAUAACGUCCGCUCCCAUCGACGUUCACACCGUAACUACUCUAGUUAUGCUCUUGGAUCUAAUUCCGAUUCAGUUAAGGAGUAAUCGCUGCGCACUUUAAAAAUUGUCGUUCUGUGUUCACGGAUCACAUCGAUUUCGUUAAUUAUUGAUUGCGAUUUAGUUAAUCAUUGAUUAUGGAUAAACAUUAGCAGUUCCAUAGAGAAAGCGAGGCAGAAGAUGAGAAUUCGUUGACUAGUAGAGGGAGAUAGAAAGUGAUAAAUCGAUGCUUUGUCUCGUCCAAUAGUACAAUUUCAUUUAUAUGCCUCUCUAUCUUCUAUAUCGUUAGAAACUAAUUCUCGCGAACAAAGCUUUUGAUACACUGCAAAAAAUAAUCAUCCAUUUCGUGCAAUAGGUGUUAUAUAUACACGUUUUAAGUGUAGUGAAAACUUUUUUUACUGUUAUUUUUUAAAGAAAACGAUGACAUUCGUGUGAUGGUAUAAUUUUGUUGUUUAAAAACGAAGUAGAUUGGUUUAAAAGCGUUAUUUUUCAGUAUUACGUCAUUAUAUACUACAUUUCUAAUAUAUGAAGUGUUUCGAGUGAUUUGACUGAAUAUAUAUACAGGGUAAAGUGGUCCACGAGUGUGUAAUUUAUAUUAUUGAAUAUGUUUUUUUAAUAUAUUGUCAGUAUAUUUGUUCCUUUUUCAUUUUUGUACCAUUAAAAAAAAAUGAAGCAGCAAAAUUUUAGAUGUUAUUGUAGUCUGUGAUGAAAUAAGGGUGACUAACGUAUUUAUUGAUUAUACUUGUAGAAUAGAAAUAUUAAGUAUUAUUGACACACGUAUUUUUCUAACAAAAAAAAUAUAAGAAUCUUCCAUUUAAUGACUAGUCGAAGAACAAAUUUUCAAAUUAAAAAGUGGAAAAACAAAUGGUAAUAGGAUAAUACAUAUCGGAAAAGGGGGAGAAUAUGAAAAAAAUGAAGGGAAUAAUAAUUUACGGUCGAUCUGAGGUCGGGAAAUGAAAGGGGGUGAGGUUUUAAGGGUGAAAAACGAUUGAUUUCGAUUUGUAUUCAAAGUAUAAGUCAUAUGGAAAAAAGUUGUAGGUAAUUUUCUUAUCGUACGAAAUUUGGUGAAAACUUGCAACUUUUCUCUUCAGCUUUUUUCCAUAAAACUUGUAGUUUCACCACGAAUUGAGUUAAACAGUUUUUUACCUUCAAAAAAUCACCCUAUUCCAUUUCCCAUCUUCAAGACGCCAGUAAAUUAUUUUUAUUAAAUUCUCUUCCUUUCCCAAUGAGUUUCAUCCUAUUAUUAUUUUGUUUUAAAAAAUUUUCAACUCUGUCUAUAUUUUAGACAAUUUAAUUUUAAUGUUUGUUCAAUGACUGGCCUAAAUUUUAUUUGUUAAUGUUAAAUUAUUAUGAGAAGUUUAACUUUGAAGUUUGGAAAAUGAUUGUAUAAGUAUUGUUAAUAUUUGGUAGGUUUUCUUGAAUAUGUACAACACUUUUAGAUUAAUUCUAAUUCAUUUAUUGCGUGUAUACAGGUAGAACUUUACAUAAAUAUGUGUAUUUUCUCGCCCACUAUCAAUAAUAAAAUAAUCCAUAAUU